Molecule: messenger RNA, 2013 nt
Organism: Prosopis cineraria
Lineage: Eukaryota; Viridiplantae; Streptophyta; Magnoliopsida; Fabales; Fabaceae
Product: inorganic phosphate transporter 1-4-like
Exons: 2
Coding region: 18-1811 (597 amino acids)
Biological process (GO): transmembrane transport; phosphate ion transport
Cellular component (GO): membrane
Molecular function (GO): phosphate transmembrane transporter activity
Source: RefSeq, a predicted model, not a curated record
GCCAUUGUUGCCUAUAAAUGCUCCCCCACUUGUUCUCGAUCUUCAUCCAGACCCAACUUCAACUUGCCUUUCUUCUCUCUUCUCUCUCACUCCAGAGCUUGCCUGUCCAUUACAGGCAAGCCUUUCAAAAAGAGAGAAAGGAGAAGGAUAUCUGGGGCGAGUGCACACGUUUCAUCAUGGGGAAGCAACAAAUUCAAGUGUUGAAUGCGUUAGACGUGGCACAAACACAAUGGUACCAUUUCACUGCAAUCAUCAUAGCAGGAAUGGGCUUUUUCACAGACGCGUACGACCUCUUCGCGAUUUCCCUUGUCACCAAACUGCUCGGCCGUAUAUACUACCAGGAGCCGAAUUCUCUCAAACCUGGGACACUGCCUCCCAACGUGUCGGCUGCAGUGAAUGGCGUGGCCUUCUGCGGCACGCUCUCUGGGCAACUCUUCUUUGGCUGGCUGGGCGACAAGCUCGGCCGAAAAACUGUCUAUGGAAUGACUCUGUUGAUGAUGAUCGUCUGUGCCCUUGGCUCUGGCCUUUCCUUCGGACACACUCCUAAAUCUGUCAUCACUACUCUCUGCUUCUUCCGCUUCUGGCUUGGCUUUGGCAUUGGCGGAGACUACCCACUAUCUGCCACCAUCAUGUCCGAAUACUCUAACAAGAAGACUCGUGGUGCUUUCAUUGCCGCCGUUUUUGCAAUGCAGGGUUUCGGGAUUUUGGCCGGUGGCUUGUUUGCAAUGAUCAUUUCAGCUGCGUUCAAGUCCAGGUUUGAUGCUCCUCCUUACCAGGUUGAUCCAGCCGGGUCAACGGUUCCUGAAGCAGACUUCGUUUGGAGGAUAAUUCUAAUGGCGGGAUCGGUGCCGGCUGCAUUGACUUAUUAUUGGAGGAUGAAGAUGCCAGAGACCGCUCGUUACACUGCACUUGUAGCCCAGAACGCAGAGAGAGCAGCGGCUGAUAUGUCGAAGGUUUUGCGGGUGGAGAUUCGAGCUGAUCAUGAGAAGAUGGAGAAGAAGACUACUGAUCAGACAAAGGCCAAAUCAUUUGGAUUGUUCUCCAAGGAGUUCCUGAUUCGCCAUGGCCUUCAUUUGCUCGGAACCUCGAGCACGUGGUUCUUGCUUGACAUUGCAUAUUACAGCCAAAACCUCUUCCAGAAAGAUAUAUUCAGUGCAAUUGGAUGGAUUCCUCCCGCUAAAACCAUGAGUGCCCUUGACGAGCUUUACUCCAUUGCCAGGGCUCAGACGCUUAUUGCUCUGUGCAGCACAAUUCCAGGCUAUUGGUUCACAGUGGCUUUCAUUGACAGAAUAGGAAGAUUCACUAUCCAACUGAUGGGGUUCUUUUUCAUGACGGUGUUCAUGUUUGCUCUGGCCAUUCCUUAUCACCACUGGACUCUCAAGGACAACCGAAUUGGAUUUGUGGUACUGUACUCCCUGACUUUCUUCUUUGCAAAUUUCGGGCCUAAUGCUACAACAUUCGUUGUGCCGGCAGAGAUUUUCCCGGCCAGAUUCAGAUCAACGUGUCACGGCAUAUCAUCAGCAUCUGGGAAGCUGGGGGCAAUUGUUGGAGCAUUUGGGUUCUUGUAUCUGGCACAAAAUAAGGAUCCCAGCAAGGUAGAUGCAGGGUACCAUCCUGGUAUUGGGGUUAGGAACUCGUUGCUUGUGUUGGGCGUGAUUAACGCUUUAGGAUUCCUUCUCACUUUCUUGGUGCCUGAGGCAAAGGGGAAAUCUUUGGAGGAGAUGUCUGGUGAGAAUGACGAAGGAGAUGAAAGCAGGGUGGAGGCAGAACAACCCCAUGGUUACAGUAACAAAACUGUUCCUUGUGCUUAGGUUUGCCUGGUCCUUCAAUAUCAAUGUUAUUGUUAUUAAUAGAAUAAAGCUGUGUGCACGGUUACGGCAGGGGAAGAUCUAUAAUUCCUCUUGUUGGCGACCUCAUGAAAUGUUUUCUUGUAUCCUAAUGUAAUGAUAUUCGAAGGGUGAAAUUAUGUAUAAUAGGGCUGUGUGAAUCCAAUUCCAGUUGUUAAUUGGCAUG